Diabrotica balteata is the source of this 2004-nucleotide messenger RNA. NCBI's taxonomy places the organism in Eukaryota, Metazoa, Arthropoda, Insecta, Coleoptera, Chrysomelidae. The record is from the annotation of a GenBank genome assembly.
AAGAAUCAACAAACGACAGAAAAACAAAGUUGAUACUCAUGUUUUUGUUAAAACUUUUUUAAUACUUUUAAAAAGAUUACCGGCAUAUCAUAAUCAUAGGUAAGCCGAUAGACGAUGGCCACAAUAAUUAAUGAAAUGGUACAAGAAAAUAUAGAUGAACCAUUUAAAAUAAUUGACAUUGAGCAAUUAGAACAAAACAAUAUUUGUCAUAAUUGCCAUAAAUUAUUAAAUGUUAUACCUAUUUAUGGUCUUCAGCAAGAGGAUGAUACAAUAAAAGAAGUAUGUGGCCGAUGUCUUCACAUAACAGAGAAACAUAAAGGGGCAAAAUGGAGGCAAAUCUCAUAUGAAAAAAUAGCACAACACAUGACUUUCCCAUGCUGUUAUAAAAUGGAGGGGUGCAAUUCAGUACUAACUUGGGAUACAGUGUUGGAUCAUGAAGUAGGAUGCCCCAAAGCCUUUUUGGUCUGCCCAGUUAAUGAUAAUGGUGUUUACAAGGGACUUAACUGUCUUUGGAAAGGAAACACUGCAGAGUUACAGAAACAUAUUGAAGAUGAACAUGGAGAAUUAAUAAUUAAUCCACCAUUUUUAGAAGAACUACCUAAACAAAACCAAAUCUACUUUACUUAUGUAAAUAAAAAAAUAGUCAUGAUUGUCAUUUUAAAGGAAAGUGAUAAUAAUUAUUUUUCUUGUGUAUUCUUUAAUGGCAGUGAUGUUGAAACACAAUACUAUAAGUAUCAAGUAGAAUUGAUAGAUGAAAGUAAAACCAGUUCCAUUAUAUUACGAAAAUAUAGACUAGAGCCUUAUGGAAAUUUUUUGGCUAUCUUAGCUGAUAAGAAAAAGUUACUGGAUAUAAAUUUGGAAGUAGUAAAGCCUAUGAUUAAUCAACAAGGAAAAAUAUUUUCAGCUAGAUUUGGCCUUGCAAUGAAAAAUAAAAGGGAUGUAAACCAAAUUGAUAAAGAGAAUAAUGUCACAAGCACGAAGAUUUCUAAAACAGUUCCAAGCAAUAUGAAAAACCACGUUCCUGAUGAAAAUCUUCUUGCAGAAUUAGAAUGUCCUGUUUGCAAUGAAUAUAUGGUGCCACCGAUUUAUAUAUGUGGUAAUGGUCACAGUCUAUGUAAUGAAUGCAUUGAAAAGGUUCAAAGCUGUCCCAAUUGUCGCAGUUCCUUAGCCAGUAAAACACGAAAUUUUACAGUAGAGAAACUGACAACCAAAGUAAAUUAUCCCUGUAGAAAUCGAGAUAUCGGUUGUGGUUUUUCAACCACAUCCGACAACAUUCGGGAUCAUGAAAAGAACUGUGAUUUGGCAGAUACCGUUUGCAUUUUCAAAUGUGGCGAGAAAUUUAAACGAACAAGUCUUCUGGGUCAUAUCAACACUGCACAUAAAGAAGGCGUUAUACAGCUCAACGUUGUUAAUACCUUAAAUAUAUUGCACAAGAAAGAGACUACACUAGUUGUAUCAGCAUUUGGAGAAAUGUUUAGACUGAGUAUAAAAACAAUACAAUCCGCAGCAGGGAGUGCAGAAUUCAUUUUCAAAUUGAAUGUUCAGCACAUGGACGAGGUAAACCAGCAUUCGGUAUAUCGUUACAAAUUCGACUUUAUUGAUCAAAGCGACGAGGGACGAAGUACCACCAUUAUGAGUACUACCCAACCUAUAUCUGAAAAACCCCUGAAAUUAAACCAUGUUACCGUACCGUACCAUGUAAUCAAAGCAGCUUCAAAAGAAAAUAAGCUAUAUUACAGACUUAAUAUGUAUUCCGGUAAAAGGAAAAGAUUGUCAAAUGUGUAAUGUUAUAUAGGUUGUAAGCAUUUUUAGUAAAAGCAUAGCAUACAGUAAAUAUUUUUAAUCUUGUUUGGUAUUUAAUUUAAGGAUAUAUAAGUGUGUCUCAUGUUUCAUGAGGUACCAAUAUUAUAAACUCUUAUGAUAAAUUUUUUCUUCUCGGUCGUUUUUUUUUCGAUCGAUUUUAUUUUUGUUAUAUUUUAUAAACUCAAUGCUAUGUUUUGUGUU